Messenger RNA from Aureobasidium pullulans EXF-150, 2740 nucleotides. RefSeq names its product Palmitoyltransferase akr1, ankyrin repeat-containing protein akr1. Lineage: Eukaryota; Fungi; Ascomycota; Dothideomycetes; Dothideales; Saccotheciaceae. Gene Ontology annotation, molecular function: protein binding; palmitoyltransferase activity. The transcript has 4 exons. Bases 467 to 2560 code for a protein of 697 amino acids. Gene Ontology annotation, biological process: protein palmitoylation. The record is from RefSeq and is a predicted model, not a curated record. Gene Ontology annotation, cellular component: Golgi membrane.
GAGGAUAACGAGUAUAUCGACAAACUGAAGAGCGGAAAAUUGCCUGAGCAAAAGGCUUGGAGUGACAUGACUCUGUUGUAUGAGUGAGAGUCACUCAUCGACUGACCUACGUCUAAGUAUUGGCUGGUGGUUCUCUGGGUUGAAGCGAUCUAUUGUUGAUCAAUCCGCGGCGAUGGAGCAGCAUCAACAGAAUGUCAGACAUGGGUGAGUCCUUGAAAUGGCCUACAGAAAACGCGUUAUGUGCUCGGCAGGAACAUGGCUCGAUGGAGCAGGAAGAGUUCAGGAAGAGCAGACGUGACGGGGUUGAAUGCCAAGGGAGACCCCCGAGCCCACGAAGCGCAGCGCCACAAGUUUAGAUUAGCUGCGCCACAAGAAUUAAAGGCUGCGUAAGCGCUCAAUACAAGAACAUCUCAGACCCUGAAUCUACCAGUAUGCAUCUGUAAUUCUUAAUUUCCACGUGAGAGAUAUGGCAUCCAAAGAGGGACCCGCGACUCCCAGCCGCGAGCGACCCGCAGUCAUAACAACACCAAGUGCGCCGACAAGCAACGGCAAUGGACACCUCGAACUCGAUGACAUGCCGUCUUCGCCUAUACACCCCAUCCAGGAGGACUUGAUGGCUUUGGCGAGACUGGGAGAGCUACGAUCAAUACAGAAACUCUUCGACAGCGGGAAAGCGUCAGCAACAUCGGCAGAUCCCCAAGGAAUCACAGCACUACAUUGGGCUGCUAUCAACGGUCACUACGCUCUCUGCCAUUACCUCCUUGAAGCCGGCGCAAACGUCAACGCAAAAGGCGGUGACGCCGAAGCAACCCCUGUGCUAUGGGCCUCUAAGCGCUGCCAUCUGGACGUCGUGAAUCUGCUCCUCCAACACGGAGCCGAUCCUCUCCUCACAGACGAUCAAGGAUACAAUCUAUUACACUCGGCUACUCUGGACGGCAAUGUCUUCCAGCUUAUCCUCCUCCUGCACCAAGCAGACGUACCGGUGGACAUCGCCGAUUCUCAAGGACACACCAGCCUCAUGUGGGCUGCAUACAAGGGGUUCCCGGCCUGUCUGGAUGUUCUACUCAAAUGGGGUGCCGAUGUGCACGCAAGAGAUGACCUGGGCUUCACCGCAUUACAUUGGGCUUUGGUUAAGGGCAGCUACAAUUGCAUUCAAAAACUCGUCGAAUACGGUGCCGACCGCUUUGUUGCGAACAACGAAGGCAAAACUCCUGCUGUCACUGCAAAAGACAUGAAUUCAACACGCCAAUGGCAUCGUGCACUUGAAGACAGCGGAUUUGAUUCUUCUGGAAAUCCACGAAAUUUCCCCCUGACUUUUGUCAAGGACUCGAAAAAGUUCAUUGAGCGAUUCUUCUUCUGUUGGCCAUUUGUUGUCAUUGGAGUGACGUUGUACAUUCUCUCGAUUAUGCCGGUAUAUUUCGGCCUACCGAUAUCCAUGAUCACCUCGUAUUCUUUGCAACGGGCAUCUCAGUUUUUGCUCAAAUGGGCACCGAGCGACAUGAAACAUAUGCACAAUACUCCAUUCUUAGCUGGAGUCUUCGCAUCAACUCUCACAUGGGUGGGCGUCAGAUACAUCACCCACAUUCUUCCAACCACAUUCGCGAGCCAUUUUUUCCUUAACUUUUUCUUCGUCGUCUCAUAUGGCCUUUGUGCAUAUUACUACAUUACAGCCAUGCGUAUGGACCCGGGCUUCAUCCCUCGCUCAGCAUCCCGAGGACAACAAAAAGCAACCAUUGAAGAACUCAUCGACGCCAGAGCAUUCGACGAACAACAUUUCUGCACCAUAUGCAUGAUCAGAAAACCCCUCCGUAGCAAACACUGCAGACGCUGCAAACGCUGCGUCGCCCGCCACGAUCACGACUGCCCAUGGCUUAGAAACUGCGUGGGCGUAAACAACCACCGCGCCUUCGUCCUCUACAUAAUCUUCCUCCUCAUCGGCAUAAUCUUCCUCAUCCAACUCACCCUAGCCUAUCUAACCCUUCUCCCCACACCACCGGCCUCGGCCAUCCACUGCGAAGUCCUCAAACCAGAAUUCUGCGCCCAAUGGUCCAAAGAUCCGUUUACGCUGCUCGUCAAUGGCUGGGGAAGUGUUCAAUUGACUUGGACCACCAUGUUACUUUUCGUGCAACUCACGCAAAUCGCCCGUGCGGUCACUACUUGGGAGGCUAUGCGUAAUAAUCAUCCCGGCCCGCUUACCACUGCCAUAACCACUGGUUCCACUUCUGCGAAUAUGCAGACUUCGGGUGGUGGACCUGCUACUGGGACGUCCCCUCGUACAACACCUGAAGGUUGUUUUUCGCAAUGGAAGCGUUUGUUGGGUGUGGACACUUUUGUCGCUACUGCUCUGCAUGGCUCUCGCGCUCAGGAAGUGCUUGCCCAACGGAGGGAAAAUCCCUUCACAAAGGGCAUCGUGAGAAAUUGCAUGGACUUUUGGACUGAUGGUGAGGGUUCGGGUGUGAAGUCCAUGUUUGGCGGUAAGGAGCCUGGAAUGGGGUUGUUGGGUGGUGUGAAGGUUGACUACAGGAAGUUGUUUGAUUUGCCGAGGAAUGAGGAGGUGUAGAGAGAUGGAGGAGGGAAUUUGUGUAUAUAGAUGGAUGGAUGACAUGGCUGUCUUGGGGGCAGACCAAGAGGUCUUUUGUGUAUAGCAUGGACGGAUGGAUGUAUAAUGAUCAAUAAAUCUGGACUGUAGAACAGUUCUGUCCAUCACUUGUCGACUGUCAUUUUUGACUGUCAGAAUGCA